Molecule: messenger RNA, 2272 nt
Organism: Nasonia vitripennis (jewel wasp)
Lineage: Eukaryota; Metazoa; Arthropoda; Insecta; Hymenoptera; Pteromalidae
Exons: 5
Coding region: 975-1958 (327 amino acids)
Source: RefSeq, a predicted model, not a curated record
ACGUAUAUGCGUGUAUCCGCGGGCGCGCUCGCUGCUCAAUUUACGAACAACAGUUACGGCAAAUGUGUUGCUCUUGGAGAGAAACGCGCUGUUCCUAAAAUUUCUGUACCGUGACAAAAUGUCAAGCGCGUGAUACGCGUCUUCCGCCUCUGCGGCACAUCACGCGCGCGCGCAUUGUUAUAGAGUAGAGUGUCCGCGCUUUGGCGGCGCGUACGAAUGAUAAAUGCUCUCUCAAGUGCCCUAUAACGACACUUUAGAAAGUUAUUAGAAUGUAGGCGGGCUAGAUCGACUCUUCCGAUAAGCGAGAACAAGCUCAAGGAUAACAGUGAAAUUAGAAAGGCAAUAAUUAAUUAAUAAUUUUGAAUAACUGUCAAACCAAGUAUCACUGCGCCGCCGAAAGACGCGCGAUUUUCGGAAUGCCGUGUUAAAGUGCAUCAAAGCAAUUUCGUUUUUACCCGGCGAGGAGGAUAUUAUGAUUUCGUAGAGAGAGAGAGAGAGAGAGAGAGUUAAAAUUGAAUCCCGGCGCGAACAAGAAGGUCGAACUGGCGUUCCAGUCGGGAGAAUUUCGAGCGCAAGCUCCACAUUCGGCGCGGCGAGGCUGGCCAUUAAAAUGCCGCCGAGUUUUCGCGGGCUUUCGGAAAAAUGGAAAGUCCGACUGCGGUGACGACUGGCACAGACGUAGGUAGAAGCCCCAGGAGCGCGAUGUCCCGCUCGUUGAUUUUCAAAUUUUCAAGCGCGCUCGGACUGCCCUCGUCCACGAUCCUAAUGGCCGCGUAAUCCCCUGGCGUGGAUAAUGAGCUUCGGAGUUGGCUCCCCUAUACGUGUCCUAGAAGCUGUGGCGCUCGCUCGGCAUCCUGUCUGCCGGUCCGCGGCUCAGUCUGACUUCCGAGCUGCCGCGACGAUGUCAUCGGUCAUCUUGCCGCAGUGCUCCGUGCGUCUGAAGAGCAUCAACAAGUUGUAGUAGAGCUGGCGCCAUGAGCUUGGCGCUUCGGCUCGCGGCUCUCGGGCUUUUGCUCUUCGGUUCCGUCCAGCCCGAGUGGGUCGAGAUCCCCCAGUUUUCCGACCAGCAGAAGGUCUACAGGCCGCCCCAGAAACCCAGCAUUCAUCAUCAUUCUCAUCAUCCUCAUCAUCAGCAGCAGCAGCAGCACAGCAGUGCCGAUCGGUUCAGCCAGAAGGUCAGCUUUCAUCAAGAGAUCGGUUUGCGCAACGUGAGCGGAUUCCCCGGGAACCGGCGACGUCCCGCCUACUCCAGCAACGAACCUUCGCCAACGAUAGCGACCUAUACUACUGAGAGGCUCAUCGGCAGCAUCGUCGGCGAGGAGACGCAUCUGCCCGAGACCGACGAAGGCGUCCAAGUGGAAACUUUCGAGGAAGAGGACAAUAUUAAUCGGUUCGAGCAGCCGCCGAUCGAGGACGAUGAGGACGAGGACGUUAGAACGACGACGGAAGCGCUGGAGACCAGCACCGAAGCCACGACCGGCGACUCGUCGACGAGCCAACAAGCCGAGGAAGGCAAUAAGGGAUUCCUCGACUAUCUUCCGAUCGAUCUUCUCAAGCGGGUCCACAAGACGCUCCAAUCGCAACCGGCCACUCUCAAGGGCAAAAUACGAUUUUUGAAACUGUUCGAGCGGACUUUAGUCAGCGAAAUCGAAUCGCGGUUAAGUGCUGCUCUCUCGCCCGCUCGAAUGCCCAGAGACGCGAGAGGACACCACGAGUACCACGACGAGCACGAGCACGGGAUUGGAUUCCCUUCGUUGGAAGGGACACUCAUGGCCAUUUCGUUUCUGACCUUCGCCGUUUACUUGGUUAGAUUAGUCAUGAUGCUCUUUCGAAGCGCGAACAACGGCAACGCGGCUCCAAUAUUUAUCGGACGAAAGAGAAGAUCGGUUGACCAUUUUCCCGAAGAGACUGCCCGAAUACUCGGCUAUCUGGACUCGGCUCUACCGUCUCGCUAUUGAUUGGCAUGACGAUGUAAGAGCCGAAAUUUCUAAAAUGCGAAAGAACUCGCAUGACAAGUUAAUAUACGACAUUGUAACGUAUACCUGCAUCGAUCAAGUAGAAAUUAAAAUUUAUUCCUUUAAAACGAAAUAUACAUGCUUAUUGAUAUUUGCAAAAAAAUUGUAAAAAAUUAUUGCACACCACUUUUCGGAGAUAUUUACUCAUUAUUAUAUAUUUUUUAUUGUAAUAUGUAUAUAGUAUAGUUUAUUGCGUAUGCUAUACGAUAUGAUAUAAAGGCAGCAAUAAUUAUAACACUCAAUCAAUACAAAAUUGA